Fulvia fulva is the source of this 387-nucleotide messenger RNA. RefSeq lists its product as uncharacterized. The transcript is spliced from 2 exons. The record is from RefSeq and is a predicted model, not a curated record. Lineage: Eukaryota; Fungi; Ascomycota; Dothideomycetes; Mycosphaerellales; Mycosphaerellaceae. Bases 1 to 387 code for a protein of 128 amino acids.
AUGGAGCGCAGCCCGGUCAACACACACAUCACCAGCUGGGGCCGGCCACUCCAAUACAACUCUGGAGCAGCUCAGCAACAGCCCGUCCAGACGCAGUACGCACAGUCUACGUCCCGGCAGCGCCCUGUCCUCCGACCAACCGCACCGUCCUUCUCAUCGGCCGCAUCAAUGCCUACCACACUGCAGACGGCUGUCCCGACUACCGAUGCGCAGCGAGACGGCCAGCUUUCGAGCGAUAGCGAGUCCGAUACUAUCGCUGUUGCGCAGCAUGGUCCAGCUGCUGCCACACAGACCGUGAAUCCAGCAGGUGAUUCAGACACCAUUGUGGUAGCCAACCCGCAAUCGAAGGCGGCUACUCGGGGCGCACGCCAGAUCCGCGAGUGUUGA